AUGGCGGUCGCUUGGGUCCUAUGCACCCUGGUCCUGGUCCUCUCUGUCCCUGGAGGAGGAGGACACGUUCAGAACUGCCAAGAGGUGCGAGCCGUGUUUCACACCUUCCACCCGGGCUCCAAGUGGGUCCCCGAGAACCCCGUCUCAGGCUCGGACCUGCAGGUGUGCCAGAGCAAGGGUUUGUCGUGCUGCUCCCGGAAGAUGGAGGAGCGAUACCAUGCGGCCGCGAGGAGCAACAUGGAGUCCGGGUUGCAGGCGGUGGGCGCGCAACUCAAACGUCUCAUCAUCCAGAACGCCGCCAUCUUUCAAGGUAAGCACAUCACGCCUCCUCUCUGCACAAUCUGCGCACCGCGAGUCACAGGAGCGCGCGCCAACAAGCGGAAGGUAAUUAACAAGCAGAAUGUCAGCAGGAUUUCAGAGUGA
Molecule: messenger RNA, 423 nt
Organism: Knipowitschia caucasica
Lineage: Eukaryota; Metazoa; Chordata; Actinopteri; Gobiiformes; Gobiidae
Source: the annotation of a GenBank genome assembly